AUGUUUGAUUUAUUUGACAACAACAACGGUCGACGAGGUUGUACAACCUCUCCGGCCAAGAGGAUUCCCUCCUGGUCGGCAAGGUUGUACAGCCUCGCUGGCCAGGAGCAUUCCCUCCUGGUCGACGAGGUUUUACAGCCUCGCUGGCCAGAAGCAUUCCCUCCUGGUCGACGAGGUUGUACAGCCUCUCCGGCCAGGAGCAUUCCCUCCUGGUCGGCGAGGUUGUACAGCCUUGCCGGCCAGGAGCAUUCCCUCCUGGUUGGCGAGGUUGUACAGCCUCGCCGGCCAGGAGCAUUCCCUCCUGGCUAUCCCAUAGGACCCAUGCCUGGGUCCUAUGGGAUAGCCCUGGUCCUUGUAAGGGCUACGUUCUAG
This is a messenger RNA of Puccinia graminis f. sp. tritici CRL 75-36-700-3, 372 nucleotides long. RefSeq lists its product as uncharacterized. NCBI's taxonomy places the organism in Eukaryota, Fungi, Basidiomycota, Pucciniomycetes, Pucciniales, Pucciniaceae. The transcript is spliced from 2 exons. Bases 1 to 372 code for a protein of 123 amino acids. The record is from RefSeq and is a predicted model, not a curated record.